Molecule: messenger RNA, 993 nt
Organism: Durio zibethinus
Lineage: Eukaryota; Viridiplantae; Streptophyta; Magnoliopsida; Malvales; Malvaceae
Biological process (GO): positive regulation of DNA-templated transcription
Cellular component (GO): nucleus
Molecular function (GO): transcription cis-regulatory region binding; DNA-binding transcription factor activity
Source: RefSeq, a predicted model, not a curated record
UUAUAUGUUUAGAAGCUUUUGGUUUUCCUUUCUUUUUUUUAAUUUUAUUAUUAUUAGUAAAGCCAUGUUGUCGACUGUUCCGACUACUUUUUUCUCCGAUUCGAUACUUGACAGCGAUCUAUUUCCGGCUUUCGAAAGCGGCUUCACGCCGUGGGAUUGCUCGGAUUUUUUUUCCAAUUCCCCGUCUAUAGGGCCCGUAAUAUCGGCGUCCGGUUCAGAUGAACUAAACCAAAAUCAAACCAACUCGAACUCAUCCGGUUUGGUUGAACCAAACCAACCUGUUCCCAUCAUCGACGAACGAAAGAGGAGACGCAUGAUAUCGAACCGGGAAUCAGCCAGGAGGUCACGGAUGCGUAAACAGAAGCAUUUAGAAAACUUAAGGAACGAGGUGAACCAGUUUAGAAUUGAGAACCGAGAACUGACCAACAGGUUGAGGUUCGUUUGGUACCACUGUCACCGUGUAAGGACAGACAACCGUCGGCUCCACUCUGAAUAUAGUAUGCUCCGACAAAAACUAUCAGACCUACGUCAAAUUUUGUUAUUCAAGCAACUGCAGCAGUUUUCAUCUGCAUGGCCAUGCAAUAACGUUGCUAUCAUGUCUGAACAAAUCCCACCAUUAAUCACUUAAAUAUUUACAUAUUCUUAAACUUACAAGAAUGGCAUCAUUAAAAUCCUCUCAUAUGACAACAAAUUUAGCCCUAGCUGAUCUUAUUUCUCUAUCUCUCUCAUCUCUUUCUGUAAAUUAUAAAGGUAUCAGAGAAAGAAAAAUGGUGCGUUUUUUUUUUCAGGUAAAUUAAUAUUUUUGCAAACAGGGAUGAUGAAAAGGAAAUGGUUUGUUUUGAGAAACCAGAAGCCUGUAGUGUAAGAAGGGUUAGUGAUGUUUGGUUUUAAUAAAGUUGUUUUUGUUGUUUCCUUCUUGUUUUUAGCAUUGAGAAGCCGUCCAAGUUUUAAGCUCUCCCAUUUUGCAUUUUACUCUAUACUAUAAUUUUAAAU